CAUGCAAGUGCAAGUGUAGUUUUGCAAAAUGGUGUGAUGGUGAAUGGUGAUCUCUUCAUCUCAUGUUGUUUUGCAGUGUAGGUUAUGAUCAUGUCUUUGUUGAAUGAAUUCAAAAAGUAUCAAAAUUUCUGUAGGCCCAUUAGUGAAAUGAUUUACAUAGUUAAAUGGUUUUCUCAGUGUUUUGGUGAUUAAACAUUCAAGGGCGCUGUUGUUUGAGUUUGAAUACUAGUAGACCUACUUAUCUCAUCUUGAGUUAUUACGCAUUACAAAAUUGUCAGAGGGUUUUAAAUUAUAUUUUACUAUCAACUGCACUUGAAAUGUCGCAACCCGGCAAUCGGAGGCGUCGACGCAAACAUGGAAAAAACAAAAAUGAGGGGCCAUCAUCCAAAGAUGAUAAUUCAAGAGACGAGUUGUACGACGACUUCCUAUUAAUGUUUGGUGAAUCAAUCGACCCCAUUGAAAUUUACAACGUCCUGAAAAAAAAUGAUUGGAAACCUGAACCUUCAGUUGACGACCUGAUGGCGAUGUCAGUGAGUGCCGAUUCCAAAAAGCCACCCAAAAAGUUUGACGCAUCCGUGUUCGAAGACGAUUUUGAGUAUGCAACAAGAGCAUCGACGUCACACCAAUCUGCUCAAAAUUUAAAUUCAUACAGUUUUUCACCAGCUAAAAUUCGACAGUACGACGGGUUCCAUGAUGCCAAAGUAGUUUACAAGGGCGACAAUUCGGAGGAAGAAGCCGACGCUGACAUCAUAAUUGAAGAAGAGGAUGUCUCUACUGAUAAUGGUUUGAGAGUGUUGCAGGAAUUCUCUACUCCCUUCCAUAAGAACGUUUUCAUGAAUGCCUGUGCAGCUAAUAUACCGUCCAGCUUUGAUCAUGUCAAACAAAAAGAAAAUCAACCGAAAACACUGAACAGAGAUUUUGAGAUAUUGAAUAUCGAGAAUAAUUCUGCAUUUCAAAAGAAUUCGAUCACUCAAAUGUAUGCUUCCGGUGCUUCUAAUAUUACUGAAGCAUAUCCUCCUGUUGAAAGUGUUACAACUUCAAUCAAAGUCAUUUACGAAGGGUGUUUGGAAAUAACUGAUACCGUUGACAGAAUCUGUAGUCUUGUGUUGAACUCUAUCAAAGUGAUUGUUUUAUUGAGAGGGUGUCCUGGUAGUGGUAAAUCGUACAUGGCUGAGAAAAUUAUUUCGAAUGUCAAUAAAAUCCGCCCAGAGAUUGAACUGCAGCUUAAAAAUCAUGUUUUCAGCACCGAUGACUACUUUAUGACGCCCAGAUAUGGUUACCGGUUUGAUCCGAAAAUGCUACCGGGCGCACAUAUCUGGAACCAGAAUCGAGCCGGUAAAGCGUUGAUGCAAAAUGUGAACCCGGUAAUAAUCGACAAUACAAACACUCAGACCUGGGAGAUGGCUCCUUACGUACAGGCUGGUGUUCAGUAUGGCUAUGUUGUCGAAAUUUUAGAACCUGAAACAAAAUGGAAGUUCAAUGAGUAUGAGCUGUUUCGUCGAAAUAUACACGGGGUACCGCGAGUGAACAUCAAGAACAUGUUGGAGAGAUAUGAGCACGGUAUCACAAGAAACAACAUUUUUCCAAUAUUUCAAUACAAGUACGACCCUUCAAAACAGCCUCCUCAGAUUGUUCCCGAUGGAGAAAAAAAUUCUCGUAAAAUUGGUUCGAAAGUUGAUACAGUACAAUCCAACUCAUAUAUCAGGCCAGCUAAUUUCCCUCAGACUUCCAAUCUACCUAACAGUUUUCCAUUGGCUCCACAGCCUGCCAGUCAUGGACAAGAAGUCGAUAAUAAUCAACCGAAAAAUAAUCUCGCAACCCAAGAAACUAACUUCUCCAUUUGACUGCAUCUUGUCGAACGUUCUUUGAAAAGUCACUGUUAUCGUCAGCUACUGGA
Molecule: messenger RNA, 1897 nt
Organism: Nilaparvata lugens (brown planthopper)
Lineage: Eukaryota; Metazoa; Arthropoda; Insecta; Hemiptera; Delphacidae
Exons: 3
Coding region: 318-1844 (508 amino acids)
Source: RefSeq, a predicted model, not a curated record